CCGACUAGAAAAAGUUUAACCGGCGAACUUGACGGGCUUCGGCUGAAGCGCAGCAUUUCCUCAACCCAGGCUUUGCUCUUGGGGUUAAAGUAGUUAUCACUCUUGCUUAGUGGUCUCUUCGUGUAGCAUAAAUGCCGAAACGUUCGCCUAAAGCCCUGGGGUUUGACGCCUGCUGCGUCUGCGUUCAUUGCUAGGCGAUGGACAGGCGACGUAUCCUAGUAAGCGUCGAAAAGCCUGUUGUCCUGCGUGAAGUGAUCCGGAGAAGAAAGAAGGCCAUCAGCUCGUCCUCCAGCACCUCCAUGGACCAGAUCACAGUUGAGUUUGUCCUCCCCACUGCCACGUGGGGCGGCAAUCCUGAUAGCCUGCAGCUGGAGGUGGCUGGGAACUGGACUGUGGAGCAGGUGAAAGCUCAGGUGUGGUUGAAGGCCGUGACGUCAAAUUUCUGUCCCGAGUUCUACCAGCGAUUUUGUCCGGAUUACUGUAUCCUGCUGUACCAGAAGAAGGGAAACCUGUGUGAGAUCUACGACAAGCACCAGGUCUUCCAGACGCUCGACUGCAUUCGCUACUGGAGAGCCCUGAAAAAGGAAGUGGGGAAGAUACAGAUGGUGCCCCGUCCGCAGCCUUCCGAGGAGUCCCUGCACUACCAGCGCUACUUGAACUACCUGAUCGGCUACGACGUCACUGACGUCAGCAACGUGCACGACGACGAGCUGGAGUUCACGCGCAGGAAGCUGCUGACGCCGCGGCGCAUCGAGCUGUGCGACCGCGACCCCAAACUCUACUCCAUGGACCCCUGGGCGACCCACAAGCCCGUGCCUGAGCACCUGCUCAACAAGGUCACUAACGGACACAUACUGGUGGUGAUCCACAUGAGCACGGCCAGUCAAACCAUCAAGGUCUCUGUUGACGAUACACCGGCUCAGGUGCUGACUAACUUUUUUAACAAGAUAGCCAAUAAAAGAGUCUUAUUGGGCAUCCCCGAUAAUGUGUGUGAUGCAGACUAUGUGCUACGUGUUUGUGGAAGAGAAGAGUACCUGUAUGGGGAGAAACCACUGCAGAGCUUUAACUGGAUCCGUCAGUGUCUGAAAAAUGGAGAAGAGAUCCACUUAGUUCUGGAGACGCCGCCUGAUCCUGAACUGGAUCUGGUCAUGAAGGAGGACUGGGCCCAGGUAGACGACUGUACUGGAGUUGCAGGUACCCACGAGCAAUUGACCAUCGAUGAAAAGGACCACGAACGUGUGUUCACCAUCUCCAUGUGGGAUUGUAACAGGAAGUUCAGAGUGAAGGUGCUCGGUAUCGACAUCCCCACGCUUCCCAAGGUGCCGGAAUUUAUCGUCUUCAUAGAGGCCAGCAUCUUUCACGGCCAGCAACUUUUAGCUCAGGAAAGAACGACCUCCAAAACCUUCAAUGAGGAAGUGCUGUGGAACUGCUGGUUGGAGUUUAACAUCAAAAUCAAGGACCUGCCCAAGGGGGCACGCCUCAACCUACAGGUGGUUUGUGGCAAGCAACCACAGACUCCAAACUCCAAGGGAGUCUUCUACCAGGAUUAUACUUCAGGAGGCUGCAUUGAUGGGAAAACCAAGAGCCGCCUCCUCUACUACGUCAACCUGCUCCUGAUUGACCACCGCUCCCUGCUCCGCCAGGGCGAGUUCAUCCUCCACAUGUGGAAAAUGCCCGAGAAGAGUGAGGAGAGCAGCAGCAGCAUCAACGCCGACAAGCUCACGUCCGCCACCAACCCGGACAAGGAGUCGUCCAUGGCCGUCGCCAUUCUCCUGGACAAGUACUGCUACCCGGUGGUGCUGCCCAAGAGCCGGGACGUGUGCCGCGACGCGGGAGUGGCGGGGGAGGAGGCGGAGCUGGGGGAGCGGGGUCAGAGAGAGAUGCCCAACCACUUAAAGAAGCAGUUUGAGGCCAUUGUUGCCACUGACCCGCUGCAUCCACUCAGCCCUGAGGACAAAGAGCUGCUGUGGCACUUCAGACACGAGUGUAUGCGUGACCCCAGGGCGUACCCCAAGCUGCUCGGCUCGGUCAAAUGGGGCAAGCAGGAGGAUGUCCUGGCGAUCCACCGCCUGCUGGAGCGCAGCAGUGCGUGGGACAGCAGCGGCCUGGACGUUGGCCUGGCCAUGCAGCUGCUGGACUGUCACUACUCGGACGCUCAGGUCCGCUCGAUGGCCGUGAGGAAGCUGGAGACCCUGGAAGACGACGACGUGCUCAGAUACCUCCUGCAGCUUGUACAGGCAGUCAAGUUUGAGCCCUACCAUGACAGCGCUCUGGUCAGGUUCCUGCUGAAGAGAGCUCUGAGGAGCAAACGCAUAGGUCACUUCCUCUUUUGGUUCCUGCGCAGUGAGAUAGCCCAGUCGAUGCAUUACCAGCAGAGGUAUGCCGUCCUCCUGGAGGCCUACCUCAGAGGCUGCGGCGAAGCCAUGCUGCAGGACUUCAGGAAGCAAGUGGAGAUGACUGAGGCUCUGCAGAAAGUCACCCGCGAGAUCAAGGCCGUGUCUGCUGAUAAAUAUGAUGUCACUGCUCAAGUGGUGUUUCAGUUGCGCCAGAAGCUAGAGACUCUGCAGUUGUCUGGUCUGCCAGAGAGCUUUAGAGUCCCGUAUGAUCCUGGACUGAGAGCUGGAGCCCUGGUGAUCGAGCAGUGUAAAGUGAUGGCCUCCAAGAAGAAGCCGCUGUGGCUGCAGUUCAAGAGAGCCGACCCCACCACACUGUCCAAAGACCCCAUCGGCAUCAUCUUCAAAGACGGCGAUGACCUCCGACAGGACAUGCUCAUCCUGCAGAUCCUUUUGAUCAUGGAGUCGAUCUGGGAGACGGAAUCGCUGGAUCUCUGCCUGUUGCCGUAUGGCUGCAUCUCCACUGGAAACAGAAUAGGUAUGAUUGAGAUUGUGAAGGAUGCCACCACCAUCGCUAACAUCCAGCAGAGUGUUGUGGGAAGCACUGGAGCCUUCAAAGAUGAAAUCCUUUAUCAGUGGCUGCGAGACAAGUGUGUCAGCGAGGACAAGUUCCAGCAGGCAGUGGAGAGGUUUCUGUAUUCCUGCGGUGGCUACUGUGUGGCUACAUAUGUCCUGGGAAUCGGGGAUCGUCACAACGACAACAUCAUGAUCACUGAAUCUGGGAAUCUCUUCCACAUCGACUUUGGCCACAUCCUGGGGAAUUAUAAGAGCUUCAUGGGAAUCAGCAAGGAGUGGGUUCCCUUUGUGCUCACGCCUGACUUCCUGUAUGUCAUGGGAACUUCGGGAAAAAAAAGCAGCCCCCACUUCCAGAAAUUCCAGGACGUGUGCAUAAAGGCUUACCUCGCUCUUCGGCACCACACCAACCUACUCAUCAUCCUCUUUUCCAUGAUGCUGAUGACUGGCAUGCCCCAGCUGACCAGCAAGGAGGACAUUGAAUACAUCCGUGAGGCGCUGACUGUUGGCCGCAGCGAAGAUGAGGCACAGCGCCACCUACUGGACCAGAUAGAGAUCUGCCGGGAAAAAGGCUGGAUGGUUCAAAUAAACUGGUUUGUGCACCUGGUGCUGGGCAUCAAGCAGGGUGUGGAAAAACGAUCGACUUAGUACGAAAUCAGGGUAAAUUAAGAUUUUUUAAAAUGAAUUUCACUAUUUUUAUUCGUUAAAUUAGAAAAAACUUACACCCAAGUCUCUUAAAAAAACAUUAUGCCCAAACUAAAUUAAAUGAGUUAUCUGUAAAUUACGUUAAUGAGAUCAAAAGCGGAAAAUAUACCCUGUUGACGGAUUUCUCUUUAUGGAACAAGUUAGACAAGCACAAAAAAAAUUAUAUUUUUUCUUUUUUAAAAUUUUUUAAGUUUUGCUUGAAUUACCUUCAGACCAAUCUUCAAGUUUUUGCCCGCCAAAAGUUUCCUGUACUCUAGUUUUUAACACAAGGCAUAAAAACACAUCCACAGAGUAAGAGUGCAAUUUAAAAUGGAGAAAAAGACGGUAGAUUGUUACACAGGAAACAAAGCAUUUUGAAUUUGUCUGAAGAAAAGGGCUUGAGAAUAAAUUACUGCUACAGCUGUAACUGUAGGUCAUUUCAUUUUUAAAAAUACAAUUGCUGCAUCUACUAGAAACCCUUUUCUAAUUAGAGAACAUCUGUAGUUUGACUGAUUCUUGUUUCUACUUUAGAUUUAGGAUUUGUACAUGAUUAGAAAUGCUUUAAUAUUUAACAACUAGAUAGUACAUACUGUAAUAAUAUAAAGAAAAAGUGAAUUUCUUUGGUUUCUGUUGGUCAAAUACUGAAAAUAAUAUUGAUGUAUUCUAUAUGUAAGGCUUUAUUUGCACUAAAUGUUUAUUAGUUUAACUUUCUUAAACAUGAACCUUACGUUAAAAGUUUCAUAUUGGACUAAUGUAAAAGGAAAGACGCACAGUUGCCAUUAUGCAUGCUACAGCAGCAUAUUUGGAACAUGCUGGUCAGUGCUAUAGCUGCAGACUGGUGAGUGGGAAUAACACAAGUUUUUUUAGUCUACUACCGUUCCUUAUGUGAUUAAGUGAUUAAGGAUGCUGUAUAUAACUUAUUGCCGGCAAUCACAGCAAUAGCUGCAAAUAUAUUAAACUUAAGAAGGAAGAUUUUAGGUUUGGGCUGAAAUCACUGUCUGUCAUAGAUUGUGGAUGACGAGAGAGAGGAUUCAGUUCUUUGUCAUAUAUCCUGACCAUUUGACCCUUCUAACAUGGAGCUAAAAAGUACAACAACCAUCAGUAUUACAAAAAUAAAGGUGAUUAUUUUAAACUUCUCGUCAUUUCAAUAAUGUUUGUGUUCAAUCUUAUCUUAACUGACUGUUAAAUGUGAGACGACUGAAACAUCUUGGCUUCUCUGUGUAACACUUUCACACAGUUAAAGUGUUUUUCUUUAUCACA
Betta splendens (Siamese fighting fish) is the source of this 4850-nucleotide messenger RNA. It is a transcript of the gene pik3cg, whose product is annotated as phosphatidylinositol-4,5-bisphosphate 3-kinase, catalytic subunit gamma. Gene Ontology annotation, cellular component: phosphatidylinositol 3-kinase complex, class IB; plasma membrane; phosphatidylinositol 3-kinase complex, class IA. The record is from RefSeq and is a predicted model, not a curated record. The transcript is spliced from 24 exons. NCBI's taxonomy places the organism in Eukaryota, Metazoa, Chordata, Actinopteri, Anabantiformes, Osphronemidae. Gene Ontology annotation, biological process: phosphatidylinositol-3-phosphate biosynthetic process; phosphatidylinositol 3-kinase/protein kinase B signal transduction; phosphatidylinositol-mediated signaling. Gene Ontology annotation, molecular function: 1-phosphatidylinositol-3-kinase activity; 1-phosphatidylinositol-4-phosphate 3-kinase activity. Bases 198 to 3554 code for a protein of 1118 amino acids.